This is a messenger RNA of Colletotrichum karsti, 1245 nucleotides long. RefSeq lists its product as uncharacterized. NCBI's taxonomy places the organism in Eukaryota, Fungi, Ascomycota, Sordariomycetes, Glomerellales, Glomerellaceae. Bases 1 to 1245 code for a protein of 414 amino acids. The record is from RefSeq and is a predicted model, not a curated record. The transcript is spliced from 3 exons.
AUGGGUGAUAAUAUUCAGACGCCUCACCCUCGAUCCAUCUCCGUCUUGGUUAUCGGGGCAAACGGCUACCUCGGACUAGCUGUCUGCCGGGCAUUCCUCCGUGCCGCAGCGCCAACCGACCCGGAACAUGAUGACGCAGAGACCAACCCAUGCCCGUAUCGCGUUUACGGAUUGGUCCGUCGACCCUCUGCCGCCCGCGAUCUUUCAGUCAACGAAGUCACACCCAUCGUUGGUGAGCUAUCUGAUACAGAGAAUACUCUUCGAGAGAUUCUCUCCCAUAGCCCGAGGUGGGAUGUCAUCGUGACUUGCACGGAGCCCGCCAAGACGGAUUCCGUCGCGGAAGCUGAACACUGGAAUGCGAUCUUCAAGUUGAUCGGCGGCCUUACCGAAGCUUCAAGAUGCAAGGACUAUGGCACUACCAGUGUUCACGGUACCCUGGGGCUGAAGCCCCAUACUGAGACUUCAUCUCUCGACGCGCCUCCUCCCAUCCGCGGUCGGACGGAUGCCGCGUUGAAAGCUCUGGAGAUGGCGCAAAACAGCCAUAACGGUAUCGAGUCGGAAGGAUUCGACGUUGCCGUCAUUCGCGCGACACCCAUAUUUGGAUACAGUGGAAGCUACUUUGGAGCAGGCUUCGAGUAUGCAUCCCGCGCGCUUAGCGCCAAGGCAGAUGUGUCAUUCGGUGAGGACAGUCAAGCACUCAAGUUUACUGCAGACGCAGGAACUAUCUUGCACUCCCUCCAUGUCGACGAUUGCGCAGAGGCAUACGUGGCUCUGGCAACGACCGCGCUGCUCCUUAGGGCCGAUGGCGACAUCAAAAAAGCCAAGAUCGCGGGUGAGGUGUUCAAUAUCUCCGGCCGGCGUUAUGAAACGUUAGAGGAGGUCGGGAAGGCGUUGGCGGCUGAGUACGGCUUCACCGGCGGCGCUCGCUUCGGCCUCCGCCCGGAUGAGGUACCAGGGCCAGCAAACGAUAUGACAGAAAAGAUCGAGAGCAACAGCAACGAUGAUGAAGAAGAAGGACAUCAGAGUCGUGAAGAAGAUGGUGUAUGGGAAGAACUCCCCGUGCCGAAGGAGGGUAAUUCACCAAAGGCCACCACUCAAGUAGAUGCUAUCAUGAAUGAUACAGAUCCGGAGUUUGAUGACGGACACAACGUUCCCGAGAAUAUUCUGGCGUCUUACUGGAUGGCAGAUGGCAUUGCAGCUAAAAGCAUGGUAUGGGCUCUUACCCGCAAAAGGAGCGUCCCUUGA